Molecule: messenger RNA, 1629 nt
Organism: Rhinocladiella mackenziei CBS 650.93
Lineage: Eukaryota; Fungi; Ascomycota; Eurotiomycetes; Chaetothyriales; Herpotrichiellaceae
Exons: 5
Coding region: 1-1629 (542 amino acids)
Biological process (GO): transmembrane transport; carbohydrate transport
Cellular component (GO): membrane
Molecular function (GO): carbohydrate:proton symporter activity
Source: RefSeq, a predicted model, not a curated record
AUGGCGCAGAACUACAAGAGCUCCGACAUGCGCGCUGGGAGCAAGGAGAGUUUCUCCAAACACGCUGAAGAUACCACAGUCACUCAUGCAGAAGCCCUGACCGAAGACGCCAAACAUGCUUCCGACUCAGAGCAUACGAUGGGUCUUUUCAAGGCCAUCAAGCUAUACCCAAAAGCGAUCGGGUGGUCGGUCCUCCUGUCGUCGACUCUGAUCAUGGAAGGUUACGAUCUCGCCUUACUCGGCAGUCUCUACGCUUCUCCAGAAUUCAACAAGAAAUACGGCACAUACAGCGAGGAAAGUGAGAAAUGGGUAGUGUCAGCGGCAUGGCAGUCGGGAUUGUCGAACGGUGCCCGAGCCGGGGAGAUCUUUGGGCUUAUCCUGGCCGGUUGGGCAUCGGAUAAAUAUGGAUAUAAGAUGACGACCAUCGGUUCUCUUCUUCUGAUGAUUUGCUUCAUCUUUAUACUGUUCUUUGCCCCUAACCUGAAGGUCUUGGUCGUUGGAGAAAUCCUUUGCGGGAUGCCCUGGGGCGCCUUUCAAUCUGUGACGCCCGCUUAUGCUUCAGAAGUUGCUCCAACUGUCUUACGACCCUACCUCACAACGUUCAUCAACAUGUGUUGGGUUAUAGGUCAAUUCUUCGCAGCGGCAGUCAAUCGAAGCUCGGUUAAUCGACCAGAUCAAUGGGCGUAUCGCAUUCCCUUCGGAGUGCAGUGGGUCUGGCCGAUUCCCAUUCUUGCUGGUGUCGUCUUUGCUCCCGAGUCACCCUGGUGGCAUGUCCGCCAUGGAAACCGAGCGGCGGCAAAGAAGUCCUUACUCCGACUGACUUCUCGCAAUGAGCCACACUUCAAUCCCGACGAGACCAUUGCCUUGAUCGAGCAUACAAAUGAACUGGAAAAGUCCUUGAAAGAGGGAGUAACAUACCGUGACUGCUUCAAGGGUAUUGACUUGCGAAGGACGGAAGUUGUCGUCGGCAUCUGGCUCGUCCAGACCCUAGGAGGCCAGAAUUUGAUGGGCUAUUUCUCCUAUUUCCUUGUGCAAGCCGGCAUGGAUCCCACAAAUUCAUUCUCACUGUCCAUGGGACAAUACGCUCUCGGAAUGGUCGGAACGGCGGGAUCCUGGUUUUUGAUGAGCAAAGUCGGCCGAAGGAAGAUUCAUUUUAGUGGUCUUUGUGCUCAACUGACGCUGUUGAUUAUUGUGGGCUCGCUAUCAUUCGCCGAGUCGAACAGUGCCACAUGGGCAAUCGGUGCGAUGUUGAUUAUCUUCACUUUUGUUUAUGACUUCGCCGUCGGACCGGUCACUUAUUCUCUGGUCUCCGAACUCUCUUCAACGCGGCUGAAGGCGAAGACAAUCGUACUGGCAAGAGCGGCUUACAACGCCAGCAAUAUAUUCGUCAAUGUCAUGACAAACUAUCAACUGAGCUCAACCGCAUGGAACUGGGGUGCACGUGCGGCAUUUUUCUGGGCCGGGAGCUGCCUUCUGUCUGCCACGUGGGUUUUCUUUCGUCUUCCUGAACCAAAGGGUCGCACCUAUGCCGAACUCGACCUUCUUUUUGAUCAAAGAGUCGCUGCCCGCAAAUUUGCAAUAACCAAAAUUGACCCGUACUCGGACUCCGUGGUUAGUGAAAAGCAGUGA